Messenger RNA from Seriola dumerili (greater amberjack), 948 nucleotides. It is a transcript of the gene egln3, whose product is annotated as egl-9 family hypoxia inducible factor 3. The record is from RefSeq and is a predicted model, not a curated record. Lineage: Eukaryota; Metazoa; Chordata; Actinopteri; Carangiformes; Carangidae. Gene Ontology annotation, cellular component: cytoplasm; nucleus. Gene Ontology annotation, molecular function: ferrous iron binding; peptidyl-proline 4-dioxygenase activity; L-ascorbic acid binding. The coding region runs from base 171 to 896 and encodes 241 amino acids. Gene Ontology annotation, biological process: cellular response to hypoxia; peptidyl-proline hydroxylation to 4-hydroxy-L-proline. The transcript is spliced from 5 exons.
UGAAGUUGGACACUGGAUCGUUCAGUAACGACCUGAUUUAACUUGUUGACUUUCAGCGGGACGGAGUUGAACCGUCAGUCGGAGCUUCACUUCACUUCCGCUCAGCCUCCUGUCACACCUCAACUCCCGCCAUCAGACUGAAUCACUCCAACAUUGCCACAGCCGUUGAGAUGCCUUUUAUCGAGCACGUAUCGGACGCGGACCUGGAGCGUUUGGCUCUGGAGCGGGUCGUCCCGGCCCUGCUGUCUCACGGCUUCUGCUAUGUGGACGGUCUCCUCGGGGAGCUGGCCGGGGACGCGGUGCUGGAGCAGGUGAAGGAGAUGCACCGGUCCGGGGCGCUGCAAGACGGCCGGCUGGCCGGCUCCGUGCGCGGCACCCACCGCAAGAGCAUCCGCGGGGACAAGAUCGCCUGGGUGAGCGGGUCGGAGCGCGGCUGCGAGGCGAUCAGCUUCCUGCUCAACCUCAUCGAUAAGCUCAUCUCCGUGUGCGUGAGCCGGCUCGGCGGCAAGGCGAUCCGGGAGAGGUCGAAGGCCAUGGUGGCGUGUUACCCGGGAAACGGCGCCGGUUACGUCAAACACGUGGACAACCCCAACUCUGACGGACGCUGCAUCACCUGCAUCUACUACCUGAACAAGAACUGGAACGCCACGGAGCACGGUGGCGUCCUCAGGAUCUUUCCUGAAGGGAAAUCCUACGUGGCCGACAUCAAACCGCUUUUUGACCGGCUGCUCUUCUUCUGGUCCGACCGCCGGAACCCACACGAGGUGCAGCCCUCCUACUCCACCAGGUACGCCAUCACAGUCUGGUAUUUUGAUUCUGAGGAGAGAGCCGAGGCCAAGAGGCGCUUCAGAGACUUGACAGCGUCCACUGGGCAGCAGGGCAGCAGCUCCGGCUGAUUGUGAGGAAACGUCGCCACCUGGUGUUCGUCACCUUGAACUGCAGGACAGG